AUGCCUUCUGCGACCGGCACAAAACGCGUCAAGGGCGUCUCCAUCUACAGACCCUUCGUCUUCGGCAGCGAGGCGCAACCCUUCGACCCCGACAAGAAACCCGCCAACGCCCCUACAGACCACACCCAUCAAUGGCGAGUAUUCGUCAAGGGAGUCAACGAUGAAGACGUCUCCUACUGGUUGAAAAAAGUACAAUUCAAGCUCCACGAGACCUACGCACAAAACGUUCGCACCAUCGAACAACCGCCGUUCGAAGUGACCGAGACCGGAUGGGGAGAAUUCGAGAUUCAGAUCAAACUCUACUUCGUAACGGAGUCCAUGGAGAAGCCCCAGACCCUGUGGCAUAGUCUAAAACUGCAUCCAUAUGGGGCUGAUGCUGAAGCCAAGAAGGAGCGCAGAGAGGUCGUGAUCAGCCAGAACUACGAGGAGAUCGUGUUCAAUGAGCCGGUGGAGCAGUUCCAUGACCUACUCACGGGGGGCUCUGCCACGCCACAGCCGAAGGGCAAGGGGAAGAAUUCGAAACAGGCGGCGCAGCGGAAUGGGAAGACGGCCGAGAUUCCGUAUAACGAAACCGCGGAUAAUCCUUAUAGCAAGACGACCGAGAACAAGGAGUUGGAUCGAUUGGUGGAAGCGGGAAAGACCGUGGAGCAGAUGAUCAAGGAAGAAAAGGAACGACUCAUCGGUCGAGAAAAGAGACUAGCCGAGCUGCGAGAAAGUGAAGGGGUUCCCGCCCAUACGAAGAAAAGAUAA
Aspergillus affinis is the source of this 750-nucleotide messenger RNA. It is a transcript of the gene yaf9, whose product is annotated as YEATS domain-containing protein YAF9. Lineage: Eukaryota; Fungi; Ascomycota; Eurotiomycetes; Eurotiales; Aspergillaceae. Bases 1 to 750 code for a protein of 249 amino acids. Gene Ontology annotation, biological process: regulation of DNA-templated transcription. The transcript is spliced from 3 exons. The record is from RefSeq and is a predicted model, not a curated record.